Molecule: messenger RNA, 2464 nt
Organism: Scomber scombrus (Atlantic mackerel)
Lineage: Eukaryota; Metazoa; Chordata; Actinopteri; Scombriformes; Scombridae
Product: flavin-containing monooxygenase 5-like
Exons: 11
Coding region: 185-1870 (561 amino acids)
Molecular function (GO): NADP binding; flavin adenine dinucleotide binding; N,N-dimethylaniline monooxygenase activity
Source: RefSeq, a predicted model, not a curated record
CUGCUGCAGGACAUUUGGAGACAUUUCCGCUCCACCAAGCAGGGUUAAAGUCCCUCCUCUUCAGUAACUGAUUAGUUGAUAAGCAACAGCUCAGAUCAUGUGAACUUACAGCCUGUUUAACAGCUGAUCGCAGCUGCACAGGACGUCAGGAUCAACUUACAGGAGGAAAAAGAAGAGCUCAGUAAUGGUUCAACGAGUGGCAGUGGUUGGAGGGGGCAGUUCCGGUCUGGUCUGUAUUAAGGUCUGUGUUGAUGAGGGCCUGGAGCCUGUCUGCUUUGAAAGCACUGAUGACAUUGGCGGCCUGUGGAAAUUUAAGGAUUCUACUGAGCCAGAGCGAUCCAGUAUCUACCGUUCUUUGGUGGUCAACACCUCCAAAGAGAUGAUGUGUUUCAGCGAUUUUCCAAUGCCUGCUGCCUACCCAAACUACAUGCACAACUCUCAGCUCCUGCAGUACUUCAGGCUCUAUGCUGAGCAUUUUGAUUUGCUCAAAUACAUUAACUUCCAGACCACAGUGAAGAGUGUUACACAAAGACCAGAUUUCUCAGUUUCUGGUCAGUGGGAUGUAGUGACCAUUAACAGAGACGGAGAGGAAGAGAGGCAUGUCUUUGAUGGAGUUCUAGUGUGUUCAGGCCACUACACCCAUCCUGUCCUGCCCCUGUCAGACUUUCCAGGACAUGAGACAUUUUCUGGAAAGUGUUUUCACAGCUGGGAUUAUAAAGACGCAGAUACCUGCAGAGGGAAGAGGGUGGUGGUGGUUGGAAUUGGAAAUUCUGGAGGAGAUAUUGCUGCAGAGAUUAGCAGAUCUGCAGAGAAGACAUUUCUCAGCACACGGCAAGGGGCUUGGGUGAUUGGCAGGAUGUCCAGCAAUGGUCUUCCCCUGGAUAUGACAGCUAUCACCAGGCUCAACAACAUCCUCAUGCAGCUUAUUCCUAAGACUCUGGUCAACUGGGCAGCAGAGAGAGUACUGAACCAGAAAUACGACCACAGACUAUAUGGCCUGCAGCCAAGACACAGACUUCUGGACAAAAAGCCUUUGAUCAAUGAUGACCUUCCCGGCCGAAUUCUUCAGGGGGCACUAGUCAUGAAACCUAAUCUGAAAGGUUUCAAUGGCUCUGGAGUUGUAUUUGAAGAUGGUACUGUGGAGGAGAACAUUGAUGCUGUGGUGUUCUGUACUGGUUAUAAUGGAAACUUCCCAUUCCUGCCUCCAGCUCUGUCUGAUGGGUCUAAGGGAGAGCUGACAUUGUACAAGAGACUGUUUCCUCCUUCUCUACAACACCCCACUUUGGCUGUGAUGGGUCUUUUCCAGACAAAAGGACCAAUCAUUCCCGUAGUGGAAAUGCAGGCACGGUGGGCUGUUAAAGUGUUUACAGGUUUGAGCCGCCUUCCAUCCAAGGAGAAAAUGCUGGCUGUCAUUGAGUCUGAGAGGAAAAGAAACAUGAAGAGCUAUUCUUGCCCACGACAGGCUGCCCUCCAGGUGGAUUACAUCCCUCUCCUGGAUUUCAUGGCUGACGAGGUUGGGGUUCGACCAAACUUCCUGAGACUACUACUAAGAGAUCCUCUCCUCUGGGUGAAGGUCUUCUGUGGUCCCUGUACUCCAUAUCAAUAUCGUCUCACUGGGCCUGGACAGUGGGCCGGCGCCCGCCAGGCUAUCCUCUCACAGUGGGAGCGGGUGGCACAACCUUUCAGAACCAGAGCGAUACCAGAACCGGAGAAAACACUGUCUGUCCUCUUCUCUCCUUGGCUGCUCACGUUUGGAGGAACUGUGAUUAUGGCUGUGCUUCUGUCUAAAAAUGAGGCCGUUCCAGUGGUGCAGGGUGCAGCUCAGACUCUGGACAGGUGCACGAUUUUCCUCAAGGACAUCUGGUCCUGAGUGAGUAGGUAACAGAUUUAAAGAGUGGAGAUGAGUAGAUUGAAAGAGGGUGUUUUAGUCCAUUUUUUCUCUCUCCUUUUGAAGAAGCCGUAAGACUCAUGUUUGUGUAGGUUUACAAUUGGUUGGAUGUUGCACAACUACAAUGUUUUUAAUUUAUAAAUUAGGGUGGUAUUCAGGAAACCACUGCUGAGUUGUGGUUACUGCAGGUAACUGCAGGAUGUGGGUUAAGAGGUGAAUCUGGGACAUUAGACAACAAAAACUCACAGUUGGUGUUAAUUAACUGUGGCCUCUUUGUGUUACUAAAACUACUAGAAAUCCAUCCACCAGUGAACAAACCUACAGUAUCAUACAACUGUAUUAAAAUAGUAAUGCUCCAAUGUAUCCAAGUCGCAGUGUAGUCUACAUGUGGAGAAUGUAUUUUUGUUGUUAGUGGGUUAUUUGCUUGGGGAGCACACUUGACCCAGAGAAGUCCACUUUAAAACUACUGUCUCAGAAGCCAAAUGAGGAAGAUACUUUGAAUGAAGUCAGUUCUCCACAAGAAUAACUGUAAUAUGCUGACAUAAAAUAAACAGAUUGUGAAACUUUUUUCAAAUA